AUGAUAUUACUAACACUGUUGAUACCUCUUUGUCUGGGGAUAUCGCUCCCCAGCGCGAAGAAUUUCCUCGUCUCUGAUGGAUCCGUCACGGACAAAUCCCUCUUUCUCACCUGGGAAGGAGUACCAAAAGCUGAUUCGUACAAGCUGGAUGUGAUGCCUCCUACUGUUGGAGUGGCUGGAGUAGGAUCCGGAAUUACUGAUCGCUUCUCACGAGUUCUUGGGCUCGAGCCAGACACGGAAUACACUUUUAGGCUUAUGGCUAUGAAAGACGGAAUGGAGGGCAUCGCCGCUGUCGUUUGGGCUCGAACUGCCCUCCCCGCCCCGGAUGAGAUCUUUGCUUUGCCCGAAACACUGACCUCUGAGUCGAUGCAAAUCGCUUGGUCCGAAGUCGACAAGGCCGAGUCCUACAUCGUCGAAGUUCAGCCUUCAUCUGGAGUCUCCGGUGCUGGAAAUGCGAUUUACAAGACAUCGACGACUCUUCGCGGGCUCACUCCAAAUACUCAAUACACAAUCGUUGUCAAGCCGAGAAACUGGGUUGCCACUGGCGGAGCGGUUGUUUUAAAGCAAUACACGAGAUUGCCAAGCCCCGAAUCUGCACGAGUCAUUGAAAAUACCAUCUCCCACGACACUGUCACAAUCCAGUGGGAGCCAGUCUCUGGCGCAUCUGGCUACGAGAUAACAUUUGAGCCUGAAGCCCCGGAUGCGAUUGGCGCUGGAAGCGGGAUCAAAGACACAUUAGCGACCAUUCGCGGUUUGAAAGCUGACGUUCAGUAUACUAUCUUCGUUGCAGCAGUAAACGACGCUGGUGCUUCCCAACCAACAAGUGUUGGAAUCAAAACACUGUCGAUUUGCUACGCCAAGGCUGAAGACUACCUCAAGCAAGAACGAGUCACAAUCACUUGCCCAGCCCGUUGCUCAAAGUAUCAAGAUCAUGUUUACGGCACCAUCCAGUACACGACGGACUCGUACAUCUGCGCAGCCGCCCUCCACGACGGAAGAAUUCAUGACUCGACGGGCGGAGAAGUCACCAUCAAGAAACGGGCCUCUGGCUUAGAAUUCUUCGCCGGAUCUUUGAAAAACGGAGUGAACUCGAAAGAAUACGCCGCUUGGAGCAAAUCUUUCACGUUUGCUCUUUACCCUCCAAAAGAACUCAACAUCGUCGCAGGGUCUAUUUCCGAUACUCAAGUUAUGAUCGAAUGGCAACUUGUUUCUGGAGCUAGUUCAUACGAUGUCGCGAUCAGAACCGGAGAUGCAGCCGAGUACGAAGCCAGCUCAAAAAUGCCCAGCAUCACGGAAAACAAAGUUCAACUAUCUGAACUUCUUCCCGAUACAACUUACGUCAUUACAGUCAUUGGUCGAAACGGUCUAGAACAUUCUGAGCCAGCUGAAGUGCGAUUUACAACAGCUCUUCCUCCACCGAGAAAUCUUCGUGUUACAGACGUCACGAAGGAUGCCAUCACUCUCGCUUGGGAACCAAUUCCUGGUGCAGAGAUCAAUUCCUACACCGUUACUUACUACAAAGACGGCGUCGGUCAUACCCACGACCUGGGUGCGGGACAAACUCAAGUCAACAUCGCCUACCUUAAUUCUGGAACCGAGUACAUCUUCGAAGUCCGCGCGAUCAACGAAGUCGGCAGAGGAGGAAUCGCAAGAAUUGAGCAAUUCACCAAGCUCGAUUCGCCGCACAAUCUGGAUGCAGAAGAAAUUGGCAGCACAACGCUCAUGCUUACCUGGGAAGAAGUCGACGGAGCAGACUACUACACAAUCGAUGUCACUCCCUGCUGCCCACGUGUUGCUGACGACUCAGAAAUCACCAUUCGCGAAGCCUGGUUGGAAGAUCUCACGCCAAAUACAAAGUACAACUUUACCGUUUACGCUCACAAUGUCGCGGAAAAAUCACCCGGGUCAAAUAUUGGUGUCAAAACUGCUCUUCCCGGUCCGAUGAAAUUCGGUGCCAAAGAAGGCACGAUUCAGCAUUCAAGCUUGGUGCUAGAAUGGGACACGAUCGUCGGGGCCAGCAAGUAUCAGAUCUCUGUCAGGACGUUGAAUGGUGAACAGGUAAAUUCUUACGCUGUUGGGGGAGAGAAAACGGCCGUGAACAUCACUGAAUUGACUCCGAAUACUGAUUAUGUCUUCAAACUGAAUGGAAUGAACGACGUUGGAGCAGGAGCUGAGCAGAAGUUCUACACCUCGACUCUCUACUCCCCUCCAAUGGGCUUGAUCGUUCAGGCAGAUCCAGACUACCCCGAUCGAGUCCUUGUCACUUGGCAAGAAGACGAGGAGAUCAAUGACUACAGAAUCUUCGCGGAGCCGGGCGAAAACGUCGUCGGAACUGGCGACGUCACUGGAGCCUCCCGCGCUGUUCUCGCUGGACUGGAAGUUGGAGAGACGUACGAAAUCCACGUUGCCGCGAUUUCCGAUUCAAAAGCAGGAGCAAACGCGACUGUAAAAUUCACGACCGCUCUUCCGCCUCCUGAGAAAGUCUGGAUCAAUCCGAGCACGAUUACGCCUUAUGGAAUGCAGGUAGAAUGGACUGGGGUUGAUAAGGCCAGUGCGUAUGAAGUGACGUAUAAUAAUUUGGAUACGAAGAGCGUCAAGACGAUUACUGGCAUAACAGAACUCAAGGCCGAACUCUAUGAUAUGGAGCCAGCGUCUCGUUACCGAAUCUACGUCGUCUCCGUUCAAGAAAAAGAGUCAUUCACCGAUGAAGCCGGCGAAGUCUUUACAUCUUACACUGGCGACCCGAUUCACGGUCUCACCCAGAUCAACGCUCCUGCCGAAGUUCGCGUCAUCAAGCACGGAAUGAAAAAUGGCACCGUCACUGUCAUGUGGGAAGGAGUUGAGAAGGCUUCCACUUAUCGAGUCGGCAUUGUUCCGUCCGAAGGAAUCAUCGGAACUGGCACUUACGAUAGAAAUGAAACGGAGACGAAGCUUUUUGGCUUGGACCCGACUAAAGCUUACAAGAUUUUCGUCAGCGCUUCGAAUAACGAGUUCGGCUUGACAUCUGAAAAGACAACUUCCAGCCAGCUUUCACUGGCUCCACUUUCCAAUGUCAAUGGACGAGGUGUUAUGGGAGGAACGAAUAUCAAUUUGAAGGGCGCUGGAAAUGAGAAAAUCUCCGUCUUUGACAUUUCUGACUUCGAAGAAAGCUCCGGGGACGGAUACGAACUUCAAGAAAAUCCAGCUGGAAUCAGCCCGACUUGGAUGGUCGUCAUCAUCGUUGGAUCUGUUCUUCUUUUCCUCCUUCUUUGCGUCAUCGUUCCAUGCAUAAUUGAAUGCAGAAAAUGCAGAAAUGAAGGUCAUUGCUGCUGCUGCCUGUGCGCGAAACAUCACGAAGAUUUUGACGAAGUCAUCGAACCAUCGAGUUUAGAGAGACAGCGACAAAAAGCAGCCAUGGCCGGAAUAAACGAGUACCCGUAA
This is a messenger RNA of Oikopleura dioica, 3420 nucleotides long. The record is from the annotation of a GenBank genome assembly. NCBI's taxonomy places the organism in Eukaryota, Metazoa, Chordata, Appendicularia, Copelata, Oikopleuridae.